Sphaerodactylus townsendi is the source of this 2133-nucleotide messenger RNA. It is a transcript of the gene SLC6A2, whose product is annotated as solute carrier family 6 member 2. Gene Ontology annotation, molecular function: dopamine:sodium symporter activity; norepinephrine:sodium symporter activity. Lineage: Eukaryota; Metazoa; Chordata; Lepidosauria; Squamata; Sphaerodactylidae. The record is from RefSeq and is a predicted model, not a curated record. Gene Ontology annotation, biological process: sodium ion transmembrane transport; dopamine uptake involved in synaptic transmission. Gene Ontology annotation, cellular component: neuronal cell body membrane; presynaptic membrane; neuron projection. The coding region runs from base 1 to 2091 and encodes 696 amino acids. The transcript is spliced from 15 exons.
AUGGCUAGGUUGGAUAAGCAUAAUGUAAGGAACACCCUCACCCCAGGGAAUCUUUGCUGGAGAAAAGACGGCUACGGAGGGUGCAUGAAGUGUUGUCAGUGGGAGCAGAAAGACAAGUUCAGUGGAGGCAGUCAGUUCAAAUUAGGUGGUCAGUGUGGAACUAAGGCUCUCCAAGCGAAGAUGAACCAGCUCCAGGACCAGCCGGGGCGGAGGCGCUCCUCGACGGUGCAGCCGGCCCGGGACGGCUCCGAGCGGCCAGAGCCCAAGAAGGACGUGGAGCUCCUCUUGGUCAAGGAGCAGAACGGCGUCCAGUACACCAGCACCAACCUCCUGGAGCCCCGCAGCCCCCGUUACGGCCCCCCCGGCCCCGCCGUCGCCACCACCACCGACGCGUCCCCGCGGGAGACCUGGGGCAAGAAGAUCGACUUCCUCCUCUCGGUCAUCGGCUUCUCCGUCGACCUGGCCAACGUCUGGAGGUUCCCUUACCUGUGCUACAAGAACGGAGGAGGUGCCUUCCUCAUCCCUUACACACUAUUCCUCAUCAUCGCUGGGAUGCCUUUGUUCUAUAUGGAACUAGCUCUGGGCCAGUAUAACAGAGAAGGUGCUGCUACUGUAUGGAAAAUCUGCCCACUUUUUAAAGGUACAGGCUACGCUGUGAUACUCAUAGCACUUUACGUGGGUUUCUACUACAACGUUAUCAUAGCCUGGUCUCUGUAUUAUCUGUUUUCAUCCUUCACGCUGGGGGAGCUUCCCUGGACGAGGUGUGACCAUCCCUGGAACAGCCCCAACUGCACAGAUCCCAGGCUCGUCAACGUGUCCUUGUUUGCCGGCAGCACCGCUUACUCCAAAUACAAGAACACACCGGCCGCAGAAUUUUAUGAACGACGAAUUUUGCAUCUUCAUGAAAGCCACGGGAUUGGGGACCUUGGCUUCCCCCGAUGGGAGCUCUUGCUGUGUCUUUUGUUGGUGAUGAUCAUUAUUUUCUUCAGCUUGUGGAAAGGAGUGAAGACAUCGGGAAAGGUGGUGUGGAUAACAGCCACUUUGCCUUAUCUCGUUUUAUCUGUCCUGUUAAUCCGUGGACUAACUUUGCCCGGUGCCCUCGAUGGAAUAAAAGCGUACCUCAACAUAGAUUUUGAAAGAUUAAAAGAAGCCACAGUGUGGAUUGAUGCUGCCACUCAGAUAUUCUACUCGUUAGGAGCGGGCUUUGGUGUCUUAAUUGCAUUUGCCAGCUACAAUCAGUUUGACAACAAUUGUUACAGAGAUGCAUUGCUGACUAGUACUGUCAACUGUUGCACCAGCUUCAUCUCAGGAUUUGCAAUUUUUUCUAUAUUAGGCUACAUGGCUCAUAAGUCCAAAGUCAGAAUUCAGGAUGUGGCCACUGAAGGACCUGGAUUGGUUUUCAUCAUUUAUCCAGAAGCAAUUUCAACCCUUAAAGGAUCCACCUUUUGGGCGGUGGUGUUCUUCCUCAUGCUGCUUACUCUGGGCAUCGACAGUGCUAUGGGAGGUAUGGAAGCCAUCAUCACGGGCCUAGCAGAUGAUUUCCACAUCCUGAAAAAACAUAGGAAGUUGUUCACGUUUGGAGUUGCUUUCAUCACCUUCCUGGGUGCUCUUUUCUGCAUCACAAAUGGUGGGAUCUACGUGCUUACUCUACUGGACACCUUUGCUGCUGGGACCUCUAUCUUAUUUGCUGUUUUAAUGGAAGCCAUUGGUGUUGCCUGGUUUUAUGGUGUGGACAGAUUCAGUGAUGAUAUUCAGCAAAUGAUGGGUUUCAAGCCAGGACUCUACUGGAGAUUGUGUUGGAAAUUUGUUAGCCCUGCUUUUUUAUUGUUUGUGGUAAUAGUCAGCGUUGUAAAUUUCAAAUCUCUGACCUACGAUGACUACGUCUUCCCGUUAUGGGCUGAAAGAGUUGGAUGGGGGAUUGCGUUGUCUUCGAUGAUCCUCGUGCCAGCAUAUAUUCUCUAUAAAUUACUGAAUACACAGGGGAGCUUUAAACAAAGACUAGCAUAUUGCAUCACACCAGAGAAUGAACACCACCUUGUAGCACAAGGGAACGUGCGGCAGUUUAAGCUCCAGCACUGGUUAUCUCUAUGAAGACUGCAAAUCUGGAAUGGUAAAGCCAAUACAUUUUUGUUA